UCACGUGCGCUAAAGCGUAAAGCAUGGCGGACGCUCAAGAUUUCUAUUUACGCUAUUACGUUGGUCAUAAAGGGCAGUUUGGACAUGAAUUUCUUGAAAUAGAGUUUAGACCUGACGGCAAACUGCGUUAUGCUAACAACUCACAGUAUAAGAAUGACGUUAUGAUCAGAAAAGAGUGUUACGUUCAUCGAUCUGUGUUGAAUGAGCUGAAACGAAUCACAGAGGAGAGUGAAGUUAUGCAGGAAGAUGACAGCUUGUGGCCUCAACCCGAUCGAGUAGGCAGACAGGAGCUAGAGAUUGUACUUGGAGACCAGCACAUUUCAUUUACUACAUCAAAAAUUGGGUCACUAGCAGAUGUCAAUGCAUGCAAAGAUCCAGAUGGCUUACGCUGCUUCUACUACUUGGUUCAAGAUAUCAAGUGUAUGGUAUUCUCACUGAUUGCUCUGCAUUUCAAGAUCAAGCCAAUCUAGUGAUUGAUGUAAUGGCACUGUGUACACGUACUGAUGAAGACGUAAUACAUAGUCAUUAUGUAAUAAAUCUCGCUGUUUGACAAAAUUCUCAAUUAUCAGUUUACUAGACAGUUACAGUUGCAACUAGGUAAAUGACAAGUACUAAACGACUCUA
This is a messenger RNA of Corticium candelabrum, 624 nucleotides long. RefSeq names its product protein mago nashi homolog. NCBI's taxonomy places the organism in Eukaryota, Metazoa, Porifera, Homoscleromorpha, Homosclerophorida, Plakinidae. Bases 24 to 470 code for a protein of 148 amino acids. Gene Ontology annotation, biological process: RNA splicing. The transcript has 5 exons. Gene Ontology annotation, cellular component: catalytic step 2 spliceosome; exon-exon junction complex; nucleus. The record is from RefSeq and is a predicted model, not a curated record.